Molecule: messenger RNA, 2992 nt
Organism: Vigna radiata var. radiata (mung bean)
Lineage: Eukaryota; Viridiplantae; Streptophyta; Magnoliopsida; Fabales; Fabaceae
Product: BTB/POZ domain-containing protein At3g50780
Exons: 2
Coding region: 1249-2829 (526 amino acids)
Source: RefSeq, a predicted model, not a curated record
GUAGCAAAACUUCACCUUCACUCUACAUUACGGUAGCAUCCUGCCUAGAAAAUCCAACGACGGUCCCUUUAAGCAAUUGGGACACAAAGAAUCUCAGAAAAUAAUGGGGAAAAAAAUAAUAAAGGGAAGGCAUGCUUGCUGUCCGUGAUGAUGAGUGAGUUGUGUGUAUUACACAACAGUAUGAAAAACAAGAGAAGCAAUGAAAAGGAAAUUACUUUUUCUUUUUCUCUUCUCCCCAAAAACAGUCACUUUUGCACCCAACAAAUAAAUGGUGCAAAAUUCUGGGGUCCAACGGAACAAGUAAUGCUAAUUUCUGAGACCCACAGAGGUACAUAGUCAAUCAUCCAAGGCAUGGAACACAAACACAUCCCAUGAGCCAUCAUCAUCAUCAUUCACUCCUUCAUUCCCUUUUUGCUUUUCCUUUUUUUCUUCGUGUCUUGUGGUGUUCUUUCCAAUUCUUCUAAUUCCUUCUACUUUACAAAUUCAACAAGGGAUUGCAGGUUGCAACUCUGUGCUACACUGCACUGCACUAAUUGUCUUCUCUGGCUAGAACUACAUGUUUUCUGAUUCCCUUCAUGCUUUGCACUGUGCCUUCUGUUCUGUCACUUUUCUCCCUGUGUGAGACUUCAGUUGAGCUUGCAUAGUAUCAUCACAUGGCUUUUCACUGGUUUCUCGUGUGACACCAUGACUUGGUAAGUUACCUUUUCGCGGUGCCGCGGUUACUGCUGACAAGAGAAAGAAGCCGUUUUUCUGUUUUUGGCCUUUUCUCCUUUCUCUAUUUAGUUUUUCUCUUCAGCACGAGAACACUUCCGUUAUACUUUUAAAAUAUAAAAAAAAAAAAAACUUUAACCACUCUCUCUCUCUUCGAAAAUUAAAUCCGUUUGGGAUUUAAAUCUUUUGUGGAAAAACAUCAAAUAAGAAACUGCAAUUAGGGGGGAAGUAGAUCAAGUUAAGAUUUUGCAGAUGGAUAGUUUGUUUGUUUCCUUAGUUAUGCGGGAGGAGCACUGUUUUCAAGGGAAGAGCUGAACUAGUGGAAAGGGUGGAACAAAACUUGCCGAGAGAUUUUCUUUCCCUUGACUUGACUUUGGAGUACAGUACAACAAAUUUGGUUGUUUGUUACUCAGCAAAACGAGGGGCGUGUUUGGUUUUUUCUUCCUCUGCAUCAUUUUCGGUUUUCACUACUUGUGAUGCUCUCAUAUCUUAUUCUUCCUCAUUAGCUUUGUGUUGUGUUGGGAGUCAUUGGUAGACAUGGCAGAAAUUAGGCUUACCAGGAUGGAGCAAGGCCAAACCAAGAUUAAGAAUGUUCCAAUAGCUGUGACCCCUGAAGGGUUUUGGUGCUGUCCUUCCCCUGUGGUGUUUCAGAAAAGCCUCAAGGCUCAGAAUCCUCUCAAUAAGCCAAAACCCUCUUCACCCCCACCAAAAACCAGUGUUCAAAAAAAGCCAGUGUACGAGAGAAGAACUGCUGCAGCUGCCCCUUCAAGAUUGGUGCUUUCUGAUGAUCAGCAAUGUUCAACUGCUCCAGAAAGACCUCCUCCACCUACUUCAUCUGUGGCUGCUGCAGAAAGGGGACCCAGGCCAAAGAUUGAAUCUUUGCCAAAGAAGGUUGCUAUUGAGUUUGGUGAACCUGGAACUUGUGAUAUGAAAGUGAUUUUGCUAGGAAAGCAGGGGUUUUGUGUCAAGUUAAGUGUGCACAGGAAUGUUCUGACUGAGAAGAGUACCUUCUUCUCCGAAAAACUAUCUGAACAAUCGGGCUUGUCUUGUCUCCAAAUCGGUGACUGUGAGGAUGUUGAGAUAUAUGUUGAAACUGUUGGUCUUAUGUACUGUAAGGAGAUGAAGCAGCGGCUUAUGAAGCAAAGUGUUUCUCGUAUUCUUCGAAUACUUAAGGUAGCAGAAUUCCUUGGCUUCAGCUCAUGCAUCGAAUCAUGUUUGGAGUUCUUGGAAGCAGUCCCUUGGGUUGGAGAAGAAGAGGAAGAGAAGGUGGUGUCAACAGUGCUACAACUCCAAGCAGAAGGAAUUGGAGUCAACCCUGUACUGAAACGAGUUUCAUCAGACAUUUCUAAUGUCCCAAAAGAAACUCUUUCCCAAAUCAUCGACCUUGUAUUGAAAAGCAACGAGGAAAGAGGCCGGCGAGAGAUGAAAUCCAUCGUUCUGAAGCUCCUAAGGGAGAACAACAGUCUUCCAAGCUAUGCACGCACAAACGACAUAUGCAAUGACACCAUUUACAAAUCAUGCAGAAGCUGCUUGGAGUCGUUACUGGAACUGUUCAAGCAGGGUGCAGAAGCCAGUGAGAACAGAGAUCGUCUGGCAAAGUGCAUAGCUCUUGAAGCUGAUAACUUAACGUGGUUGCUUGAGAUUUUAGUUGACAAACAAGCUGGUGAUGAGUUUGCAGUGAUGUGGGCAAAGCAACAGGAACUUGCCAUGUUACAUGGGAAGCUGCCAACUGUGUUGCGGUACUGUGUUAGCUGUCUUUCUGGGAGACUGUAUGUGGGGAUUGGGAGAGGGGAGUUGCUUCCAUCGAAGGAGACACGGAGGUUGUUGUUACAGACAUGGCUGCAGCCUCUGAUGAAUGACUACAACUGGCUGCAGCAUGGAUGUAGAUCAUUCGAUAGGAAAGUUGUGGAAGAAGGAAUUGGGAGGACUAUUCUGACCUUGCCUCUGGAGGAUCAACAGAGCAUUUUGCUUUCAUGGUUUCAGAGUUUCUUGAAAAGUGGUGAUAGCUGUCCCAAUCUUCAGAGAGCCUUUGAGGUGUGGUGGAGGAGAACUUUCAUCAGGCCUUAUGGUAAUGUUGGUGUGUCAGAUAGUUCAAUCUUGGCAAAGGAACAUCACUGAAAAACUCUUCAUCAAUGUCUUUCUUUCUUUCACUUUAUAUUAACAAGUUUGAGGAAUUGUAUAGAGAUAUGUGUUGGAUUAUUUCUUUCAGGAAUUCAGUAAUUGCUUUUUGUAUAAUCUCUUCAAAGAAAGUAAUGGAAUGGAGUUCUAGUUUUUUGCCCCA